AUGAAACCCCGGAUUCCAGUGUCGCGUUCGUCUGCUACCCGUCGCCUGGAUCUUAGUUUCCUACGCCUGGCCACCUUCUGGAUGCUGCAAGUGGACAACAUCAUCCAGAGUUUCGGAUACUUCCUUCCCUCGACAUAUCUCCCCUCCUACUCAACGGUAACAAUCGGCCUGCAAGUGACAAUGGGCACGAUGCUCGUCUCACUCUUCAACGCAACAUCCAUCUUCGGCGGCAUUGCACUCGGAAUGCUCUGUGAUCGCUUCGCAGUCACUAAUAUUCUAUCGCUCUCUUCAAUCGGAUCUGCUUUAUCGGUCUUCCUUUUCUGGGGCAUGGCUGGUAACGAAACACAAAGACGAUCCAUCCAAGUCACGUGCACCGAGCUUAAUCGCGCAUCCGCCGAACUUCCAGGCGCAAUUACUAGUUGCUCCCAAUCCAACCGCAGCUUCUCCCAGGGCGCUGUACCCUUCAUCAAGAUCAUGUCCGCGGCCGAACAAGACCCUCUCCUCUCACUUCGACGCGCCAUCGCCUCCGGCAAUCUCCCAAAGCCGACGACUUCAUCUGAGCUCACCGACGAAAAUGCGACAGAAGACCUAGCUCAGGCGACACAUCUCUACUUCGCACAGCCAAUUCCACAGGCAAUUCCUUUGGGAGCAAGGACACGGUUCGUCUCCGAUGCCACGAAAGAGGCUGUCGAUCUGCGCAGUAUCUUCUUCGCGUGGCAGAAGAAGGAUGUCGCUAUUCCCGAGUACAUUGCCUCGGCGCAGGAGCUGAAUGAAGCCCUCAAGGCGAAGGGCCAGGGAGAGCAGGUUCAGAAUCUCGUUUUCCUUGAGCGUCUCGACCUCAUUACCUGGCUUGAAGGAGCCUCGGAUGGAAGUGACCACAUCAAGCCGCUCGAGGGUGCUGCAGCUGCAGCUGAGGCGGCCGCUGCGGCUGCCGGUGCUGCCCAGGCUGAUGCGUCCGCUGGAAUUGCCUCUGGUGCGACGGGGGGCAUUCCACAGGUGCCCAGUGGGCCCGUUGGUGCUGUACCAGGCGCUGCUCCAGGUCGAGCACAGAAGCAAAUCGACCCGCGGCUGCAGGAGAUUUACAAUGGAGAGCGAAAGACCGGAGAUCGGAAUACGGUGCUGCGCGGUAUCAAGCCUACAGACUUCUCUCACGUCCGCAAGAGUGCCGAGGUGUUCCUAAGCCGCAACCGCCCGGGCCAAGCAGGCGCUAAACCAGGCGUGAAGAGCUCAUCAAUGGUUCCCGCCCCAUCAGCCGGCCUCUCAAUGCCAUCAUCGCGCAAAUCCAACUCCCGUCCGGACCCCAUCAUCCUCCUCUCCCCCUCCGCCUCAUCUCUUAUCCGCAUGUCAAAUAUCAAAUCCUUCCUCCAAGACGGCGUCUUCGUCCCACCUGACCACCCAACUCUCAGCACAUCUACUGAAGCAAACUUCAUGGAACUCAAGCGCCCACUACGCAUCAAAGCCGACCCGUCCAACCCCAACGCCUCAGCAAUCGGCUCCGGCUCCGGCAGCCGCGGCCUCAAGCCAACCAAGUUCAUUCUCGUCGACGGCACCACCAACUUCAAGCCGGAGUACUGGUCCCGACUCGUCGCCGUCUUCACCACCGGGCAGACCUGGCAGUUCAAGUCCUACAAAUGGUCUUCUCCACCUGAGCUAUUCAAGCACGCAACCGGUAUCUACGUUGGCUGGCGCGGCGAGGAAGUUCCAGCGCAGGUGAAGGGAUGGGGUCGUGGCGUGGAGAGUUUCGCCGUAGAGCGAUGGGACGAGAAGGGUGGAAUUCACGGCGGGGGACGAUGGAGGGAUCGGGAGGUUGUGGAGGGUAUUUGGACUGCGAUUGAAGAAGGCAUGAGGCUGCGAGGCUGGGGUUCCAAAUAG
Messenger RNA from Penicillium maclennaniae, 1872 nucleotides. Its product is annotated as RNA polymerase II accessory factor CDC73 family protein. Gene Ontology annotation, molecular function: RNA polymerase II complex binding. The coding region runs from base 1 to 1872 and encodes 623 amino acids. Gene Ontology annotation, cellular component: Cdc73/Paf1 complex. The record is from RefSeq and is a predicted model, not a curated record. The transcript is spliced from 3 exons. Gene Ontology annotation, biological process: transcription elongation by RNA polymerase II; positive regulation of transcription elongation by RNA polymerase II. Lineage: Eukaryota; Fungi; Ascomycota; Eurotiomycetes; Eurotiales; Aspergillaceae.